CCGGAUAUCUGAGCGUUCAGUGUCUUACACCGAGUCUGCACUAACUCUUAUUUAACGUGGGACGCUCCCUGUGGAAGAACAGGGGCUGCAGGCUGCACAGCGAAGUGAAGCGGGCAGAGCUGCAGCGCGUGCACCACCAACUCUGCCUGACGCCGUUUGUCCGCUCCUUCGUUGGUCAUCGAUUCAUUGCUGACAGAAAGGAGAGAGGGAAAGAGGGAGAUAACAUGUCCGAAGUGUUGCCUUACGAAGAAAACCUCACUCAUUAUGGAAACGAUGGAGAUGAAGAGCAAAUCUCGCUCACCUGUCGACUGCAGAACACCAACAACUUCUUCGGUACUGGGCAGAACAAAAGGCCACCUAAACUUGGCCAGAUUGGAAGGAGCAAGCGAGUUGUCAUAGAAGAUGACAGGAUUGACGAGGUGCUCCAAAACACAGCAGAAAAGUCACCGGCGGAGGCGUGAAAGCCUGGAAACAUGGGUUUUUUAGGGCUGCGGGAAGUGUUGGAAUACACAAAUGUGCAUAAAAAAAGCACUUUGCAGUGCCUCUCGGUAGGGGUUGAAUUUCACAGCAAAGCACACGGAGGAGAGCACUGGCGCAGGCUUCCAAAAUGGGGAGAGCGAGGGUCCGAUCUGCUUUUUACUUUUGAGGGCAUGUUUUGAUAUCUUUUUUUCUUCAUAAGCUGAGAUCAGUCCAAUGUUGUUCAAUACUUGUGGGUUUGAUCCUUAGUAGUAAAGGUACCAUUGUAUUGUGAGAGGAAUGCAUUGAUAUUACAAGCACAAAUCACAGUCUACUGGUGACCAUUACAUUUCCUCCUCUUUUUUUUUUCUUCCUCAGACAGGGCACUUUGUUUUUCUGUAUCUUGCAACACUAUGAUGACUUUCGUGCACAAUGGAACUGUGAACUUCAGUGAUGUGGUUUUUUGGGGGGGUUUUCUUUUUGUUUGUUUGUUUGUUUUUUCAAGGAAUUAUGAUCAUGAUCUUUUGGGGUGUAUUUUUUGCAGUGCUGGAAGGCGGUGCAAAUGUUUUUAUAGACUGACAACUGAAAGCCUUUUUUAAAAAUCACAAACUUUUUUUUUUUGUUGAUGUUGCUUGUUGUAAUAUUAUUUUUGUCGUUGCUACAAACUGCCUGCUCAGCCUAAUAGCAGUGAAAAUAGCUUAUUUUUGUAUGGAGAAGCAGUUUCCGAAACUGUUUUCGUUUUGGGUUGUAGAUGUAGUCCUAGCACUUUCAAAUGUGGCUGUCACUCUCUGCUGUACAGGAUAUGAUCACAUUUGUGCCAAAUAUCGCAAAAGUAUGCCAGUCAAGCUGUGUCCUCGUGCUCUGCGUACUGUGAAAUUCUGCGAGCCUGGCUGUCCUGUCCGUUAUCAGGGCUUUUUCUAACUGCUUUUGCAUGAGACAGGCUGAAGUGCCUCCCUGUGUGGCAAUGGAACUGGUGUACUUUACAGUAAUCUUUGUUGUUUGCAACUUUUGGAAUUACAGACCUCAAAAAUCUCUUGAAUAUUACAUAUACUUCUAUAUGUUGCACUUCUUUUCACUGUUAAACAGGGCUAUAUUGAUAAUGGAAAGUAUGACCAUUAAAAUGUGAAUAUACAUCAAAA
Messenger RNA from Colossoma macropomum (tambaqui), 1595 nucleotides. It is a transcript of the gene camk2n1b, whose product is annotated as calcium/calmodulin-dependent protein kinase II inhibitor 1b. Gene Ontology annotation, molecular function: protein kinase binding; calcium-dependent protein kinase inhibitor activity. The record is from RefSeq and is a predicted model, not a curated record. NCBI's taxonomy places the organism in Eukaryota, Metazoa, Chordata, Actinopteri, Characiformes, Serrasalmidae. Gene Ontology annotation, biological process: negative regulation of protein kinase activity. The coding region runs from base 225 to 461 and encodes 78 amino acids. The transcript is spliced from 3 exons.